This is a messenger RNA of Hyla sarda, 2781 nucleotides long. It is a transcript of the gene SNX16, whose product is annotated as sorting nexin 16. The record is from RefSeq and is a predicted model, not a curated record. Gene Ontology annotation, biological process: early endosome to late endosome transport; endosome to lysosome transport; protein targeting to lysosome. Gene Ontology annotation, molecular function: phosphatidylinositol binding. Gene Ontology annotation, cellular component: early endosome; late endosome; extrinsic component of endosome membrane. The transcript has 8 exons. Bases 218 to 1225 code for a protein of 335 amino acids. Lineage: Eukaryota; Metazoa; Chordata; Amphibia; Anura; Hylidae.
GCAGUAUGAGUGUGCGGAGCGGGUGAGUGCGGUCAGUGCUGUGUGUGAACCCCGUGUGUGACCCCACAACAACAACAACAACAACAACAACAACAACCAGCAGCAGCAGCACAGAGGGAGGGAGCGCUGUAGUCCCGCUCUACAGAUGGAACUUAUUUGCGUAGGGGUCACAAUGUUGGGAUGAAUGGGUGGAGUGCUUCGGCAGUGCUAACCAGAGAUGGCGACCCCUUAUGUGCCCGUGCCAAUAGGAAAUCCGUCUUCAAGCAAUGUACCCACUAGAAGCCAAAGAAGCUCGUCCCUCGGAAGCAGCUCUACAAGCUCAACCUCCUCCAAGGAGCCGCCUGAAGAUGGUGCCCCUAGAAGCCGCAAGAAGCUGAGCGCCCCCGACCAGCUGAGCUGUACGUCCUCUGUGGGUAGCAGCCCCCUGGUAAGGACUAAAUUCGACUCCUCUGUGGAGUACAACUCCCGACCAGUGCCACAUGAACAUGUCCCUGACUCAACUGAGCUGGAAGAGAGGCCUUCAACACCGACCAUCUUGGGGUAUGAAGUGAUGGAGGAAAGGGCCAAGUUUACAGUAUACAAGGUUCUGGUGAGAAGAAGCCCGGAUGAGAGCUGGGUGGUGUUUCGUAGGUACACUGAUUUCUCACGGCUUAAUGACAAGCUGAAAGAAAUGUUUCCCGGUUUCCGUCUCGCGCUUCCACCGAAACGCUGGUUUAAGGACAAUUAUGAAUACGAUUUCCUUGAGGACAGGCAGCUGGGCCUGCAGGCUUUCUUACAGAACCUGGUAGCUCACAAGGACAUUGCUAACUGCGCCCCGGUGAGAUUAUUUCUGUGUCUGGAUGAUCCGCCUGGUCCUUUUGAUAGUCUGGAAGAAAGCAGGGCUUUUUGUGAGACUUUAGAAGAAACGAAUUACAGACUUCAAAGGGAUCUUGCGGAGAAGCAGAAGGAGCUUGAAGCCUUGAAGAAGCUGUUAAAUGAAAAGCAAUUGCACAUAGAGAGGCUUGAGAGCCGGAUCCAGGAAAUGGGCCCAGAGCAUGGUAAGACACGCAGACCUUCUGGAGAAGAGAGCGAGUGCAGUGGAGAGGUGGAGUCCUCCGCCAUAGAGGCAGAUCAGGUGGCUACCGCAGACAAUGGUUCCUUUAAAGAGAGCCAUGAGAACUGCUGGAACGAGUCCCUGCCAGAGAUUGAAGUGGCAGAAGUGGCCGAUCCUGAUGAAGAAGUCUAAUGUGCCUGUAAUGAAAUGGGACGCGUUCUGUGGAUCCUCUCGUAUGCCGAGCUGUUGCCAUACACCUGGGCCUAUAGGAGGGACCAUGCAAGUAGUUUACAGAAACCAUUUCUAGAGAAGGAUUUGUGUGGUCUUGCUGCUAACCGACCGGCCGAAUGGAGACAACUCUGAAGGGCCUGACCCAAGACCCUUCUUAUGGCUCAUGUACACUGUUAAUACACCAGUAAUAGCCUAGUUGUAUCUGUCUCCUUGUGGCACUGAUUCAAGCACUUUUGUCGAAAUCGUCACUAUUCUCCUAAGUGCCACAAGGGCAUGUUCUGCUUUGCCAAGACUUUAUUUCUGUAUUUUUUACACAAGGAAUUAAUUGUUCAGAGCCGUGGAUGUUGCCGACAGUUGUUUUUAUCAGCCGCUGCUCAGAAAGGAAAGACGUUCUAGAGCAAAAGUAUAGGUUGUAUUAUUAGCAUAGAGUGAUUCAUGGAAGAUACACCUGACAUCUGGCAACUCCGUCAAGCUAAAUGCCUACACCGCGUGUGAAUAAGUGAUAGGUGGGACGGGCACCGCAUUGUUUGUAAGCACAAUCACAACCCCGCAUAUCUCCCUGUAACACCUGCUUUUAUUUAAAGACUCCUCUCUAAAUUUCCAAUAUUUUAGCAAAAGCAAUCUAAAACUAGAUGUACCAAAUGUAAAAGUGAUGUAUUUAUAAAGUGAGAGAAAGUGACUGGUCAUGUAUAUUUUACACUAUAAGGGGAGGGGAGCUAAAUAGUUUUUGCACUUGCAGAAUAUAUAUAUACGUAUAAUCUCAACAUAGACUGUGUCAGAUAUUAUGAUUGCAGAUGUAAAGUCAUUGCUCCCACUAUUUAACUCAGUCUGCACCAUAGUUAGCUGGUCUUUUAUGGUGUUGUCAGCUUAUGGUGCAUGUGUGUAUGUGUGUUCAUAUGUUAUAUAACCAUUUUUGCUUUUGUAAUUCUUUUUUAAAGUUAUAAUGCCAUAGGCGAUGCCAUCAAUAUAUGACCAAUUGGAGCGCACCUAUUUUGUGACUCCUUUGCUCUUGCAGUUUGGAGGAGGACGUCCUAGUGAUUGAAUUCCCAUCAAUCUCACAUUUAUGGCACGUCAUUUUUUUUUUUUUCAGUAUGUCUUUGUAUCAUAUAUGUACAAAAAACAGGUACAGAUGUCACCAGAGUACUGAGGCCAUUAGACACUGUUUUGGGACCGGUGCCAAGUUGAGGUAAGCAGAGAUUGUUUUUAGUGCACAAUGUGGCUUCAAGAACUCCCUUUGCCAUCUGUAUCUGUUUUUAACAAAUGCCUUAAAACUCAUUUCACAACUUUUACUAUGCCUUUAAAAUCAUUAAGUUUUCACAAUGUACCAUUAUUAGUAUCUUUAAAUAGUUAAAUUUUGCAUUCCAGAUGCAGGCUUUACUAUCCAUUCAUUGUUCAUUAAAAGCUUUGUAUAAUUGUGGAAAUGUUGGUUUUACUUUACAUAAUGUCUGGAUUAAAACUGGAUUCUUUUUUAAUGCUGACCAUCAUUGGUCUCACAUUUACUCAAGGCUAUUGACUCA